Molecule: messenger RNA, 544 nt
Organism: Trachymyrmex cornetzi
Lineage: Eukaryota; Metazoa; Arthropoda; Insecta; Hymenoptera; Formicidae
Product: peroxisomal biogenesis factor 19
Exons: 2
Coding region: 35-469 (144 amino acids)
Biological process (GO): protein import into peroxisome membrane
Cellular component (GO): peroxisomal membrane; peroxisome
Source: RefSeq, a predicted model, not a curated record
UAAUACAUUUUAGAAUGAAACAGAUGUAGCAGCUAUGCUUGGGCAAACUUCUUUUGAUGGUGAUACUGGCGAUAUAUUACCAUUUAUGCAAGGAAUGAUGGAGCAUCUUUUGUCAAAAGAAAUUCUUUAUCCGUCAUUGAAAGAACUAUCUGAUAAAUAUCCAGCAUGGUUAGAGGAACAUAAAGCAACUUUAACUGCUUCUGAUUUAGAGAGAUAUACAAAACAGUCAGAAUUGAUGCAAAAGGUAUGUAUUGAAUUGGAAAAAGAAAAGGAAGACGAUACAGAAGAUAUUAAACAACAUCGAUUUGAAUGUGUAUUAAAACUUAUGACGGAAAUGCAAAAUUAUGGUCAAGCACCUGACGAUCUUUUUGGCGAACAGUGCUUGCCUUUUCAAUUUGAUUUCGGAAGCAAUCCCACUUUUCCAUUCCCACCUGGAGUAGAUUCUCAGCAGGAUUGUUGUAUUAACUGAAUAUAUAUGAAUAUAUAGCUAUUUCAAUGUUUCUGGGAUAUUAUAUAAUUUCAACCAUUUUAUUUAUUAUCUUUA